Messenger RNA from Trypanosoma cruzi, 540 nucleotides. RefSeq names its product mucin TcMUCII, putative. The transcript has a single exon. The coding region runs from base 1 to 540 and encodes 179 amino acids. Lineage: Eukaryota; Euglenozoa; Kinetoplastea; Trypanosomatida; Trypanosomatidae. The record is from RefSeq and is a predicted model, not a curated record.
AUGAUGACGUGCCGUCUGCUGUGCGCCCUGUUGGUGCUCGCCCUGUGCUGCUGCCCGUCCGUCUGCGUGACAGCGUCUGAUGAAGGUACAGCUGGUAAAGCUGGAGAACACUCCGAUCCAGCGAAGUCUAAUUUAGAGGUAACAAAUCAGGUGGCUCAAUUGCCUGGUAAAAGUUCUCUUCCGCCAAAGAUAAGUGAGGGAGGGAUAGGAACGGCAGAGUCACAAAGUGAUCUCAACCAGGCACAGGGUCAGGAAAACGAUGAGAAACCCACUAAUGAAGAGGCGGGUCGUCAUGAGUCCGAAAACGCAAAAGACCAAAAUCAAAAAACAAAUGCAAUAAAUAAGACAACCACUACGACAACCACGACCACCACUGCGCCAGAGGCAUCAAGUACGACAAAUACAGAGGCGCAAACCACGACGACCACCCGCGCACCGUCACAUCUUCGCGAAAUGGACGGCAGCCUCAGCGGCUCUGCGUGGGUGUGUGCCCCGCUGCUGCUCGCCGUAUCCGCGCUGGCGUACACCACUGUGGGCUGA